UAAAUGCGGGGCGGCGCGGCGGCUCCACCGCUCCUGCUGUCCUCGGCACCGUGCUYGGAACACGCAGUCGGCCGCCAUGGUCGAGGCUUUCUGCGCCACCUGGAAGUUGGUGGAUAGCCACAACUUCGAUGAGUACAUGAAGGCACUGGGAGUGGGGUUUGCAACACGGCAGGUGGGGAAUGUGACUAAACCCACUGUGAUUAUCAGCAGCGAGGGAGACAAAGUAGUGAUCAGGACUCAAAGCACUUUCAAAAACACAGAAAUCAGCUUUAAACUUGGAGAGGAAUUUGAGGAAACUACUCCUGAUGACAGAAACUGCAAAUCAGUUGUGACCCUGGAUGGAGAGAAGCUAGUGCACGUACAGAAAUGGGAUGGCAAAGAGACAAACUUUGUGAGAGAAAUAAAGGAUGGCAAAAUGGUAAUGACUCUCACCUUUGGUGAUGUGGUUGCUGUUCGCCACUAUGAGAAAGCGUAGAGUUUACCUGACCUCUGUUCAGAUGUUACUUCUGCUGGAUGGAUUAAUGUCCUGUCCAUAACUGAUCGUAGCUAAAAUGCACAUUUCUGGCAUGAAAGGUUAAUAAAGAUUGGGGGGGCGCGUUGGGGGGGGGGGCAAGGUGGGAGUGGGGAGCUGUUUUUUAUAAAAAAGAAUAUGCCAUCAAAUUGGCAUGCUUGUGCUGUAUAGUGAAAYAGGUUAAACUUGGCAUUAAAUUUCUGAAACACUUGCCUCUCAAUUUUUUUUACAGUAAAUGGAACAUAUUUGAACUGUUUUGGAAUGCAGAUCAAACAAAUUAAAACAUUUUUUAAACCUGUG
Molecule: messenger RNA, 811 nt
Organism: Malurus melanocephalus (red-backed fairy wren)
Lineage: Eukaryota; Metazoa; Chordata; Aves; Passeriformes; Maluridae
Gene: FABP7
Product: fatty acid binding protein 7
Exons: 4
Coding region: 77-475 (132 amino acids)
Biological process (GO): fatty acid transport
Cellular component (GO): cytosol; nucleus
Molecular function (GO): fatty acid binding
Source: RefSeq, a predicted model, not a curated record